This is a messenger RNA of Hevea brasiliensis (rubber tree), 1488 nucleotides long. Its product is annotated as pectinesterase inhibitor 6. Gene Ontology annotation, biological process: negative regulation of catalytic activity. The coding region runs from base 634 to 1233 and encodes 199 amino acids. Gene Ontology annotation, molecular function: enzyme inhibitor activity. Lineage: Eukaryota; Viridiplantae; Streptophyta; Magnoliopsida; Malpighiales; Euphorbiaceae. The transcript has a single exon. The record is from RefSeq and is a predicted model, not a curated record.
CCAGCUAUUAUUUCUUUUGCUAAAAACUUGUACAUUCCUUCAGCAAUUGGCAAUGCUUUAUCAUCAUUUAUAGGUUGCUUAUCCGCGUUAAUGGCCCUACCAUGAGAUGAUGCUGAUGCUAAUUACACAUUAAUCCUCUAUCAUCAUUCUGUACUUGAAAUUUUUGUAUUGAAAUCUUUCAGUUUUUGUUUGCUUGGAACAUUGGGUUGGUGCUCAUAAUUUAUGGUUUACCCAAUUUCCCAUGUAAAAAAGGGUUAUAGAAAUCUAGAGUAUAUAUUCCCUCAUCCCAAAUCUAUGACAAACUCACCUGCCUAUUCACAUGUUCUUCACCAUUCAAAUCUAAUGCUUCAUCUGACAACCCUACUCAGAUCUUCUUUCUUUAUUACACUCACCAGCCUCUUGCUUUUCUAGCAAAGCCUGUGUAAAGGGUUCCUACCCUUUCUAGAUCAGCUUUUAGAUUAUAAAGGUCCCCUUGCAAAGCUCUUUGCUUCACACUCCCCCAUCUCACAAAAAGCAAACUAAAUGUCCCUCCCUUCUACUCAUCUUCCCCUAUUUUCUACUGAGGUCAUAGCAUAGGUACCUAGCCUGAGUUUCAAUUUCCAAUCUUUAAUUUUCUCCAUUUUUAUCGCAAGAAUGAAACUUGCCAUCUUAGUCAUUGUCUUCCUAUUCCUCUCAUGGGUAAAUUCCAAGGGCUGGGCUUCCAGUUCCAGUAGUAUGGACAAUUAUUAUGUUAGAGAUGCAUGUAGUGUGACUAGGUAUCAGGACCUCUGUAUCCACUCGCUAGCUUCAUUUUCACGAACAGCUAGGAGAAGUCCUAGCAAGUGGGCUCGGGCAGGGGUCUCAGUCACAAUAGGUGAGGCUAAAAACGCUAGUCAAUACCUGAUCAAAUUGAAGAAAUACAAAAUCAUGAGAGACAGCAGAAACAUGAUUGCCCUUUCAGAUUGCAUUGAGAACUUCCAGGAUACAAUUGACAAUCUUCACAAAUCACUUGGAGUACUCAGGAAACUUGAUGCCACCAACUUCGAAAAUCAAAUGGGCGAUGUAACUACAUGGAUGAGUGCUGCACUUACUGAUGAGGACACUUGCCUGGAUGGUUUUGAGGACCAAAACCCUCCUAAACAAGUUAUAAAAGUGCUUCAGAACAGAGUCACAAGAGUCGCCUACAUUACCAGCAACGCGCUGGCUCUUGUAAACAAACUUUCAUCUACUGGUUUGGGAAGCCUUACUUAUUAAUCCACAGUUAUUAAGAAUUUUUUUUUAGAAUUAAUUUAAUCCCAGAUUAUAAUAUUAUUGGAAUAAUCAAGCUAGCCUAAUAUCUUUAGGCUGUGUAUGUUCUGUUUUUAUGUGAAUACAUACAGCCUUUGCUGUAAUAUGUACUUAUUUAUCAUUCAAGUUUGAAAUUUUCUUGGGUUUAAUGCGAUUAGUAGCUAACUCUGUUACUAUGGUUGGGAUAGACCAAAAUGUUAUGAAUAUUCUUUUGUUUAUUAA